Molecule: messenger RNA, 3589 nt
Organism: Hydractinia symbiolongicarpus
Lineage: Eukaryota; Metazoa; Cnidaria; Hydrozoa; Anthoathecata; Hydractiniidae
Exons: 7
Coding region: 1332-2891 (519 amino acids)
Biological process (GO): potassium ion transmembrane transport
Cellular component (GO): plasma membrane
Molecular function (GO): calmodulin binding; small conductance calcium-activated potassium channel activity
Source: RefSeq, a predicted model, not a curated record
AAAAAUUGAUUUUUAUAUUCCAUCGUGACAAGCAGCAACACGGAAAAAAAACGACUAAGCUGAUAGACUCCUUUGUAAACAGAAGAGUGCAAAAGAAGGUUAACUUUUUCCGUAUUAAAAUAAUCCUCAUUAAAGAUCAAAGAGUUUUUCAGAAGACUUUAAGUUUCGAAUGACGUUAAUCGCAUCUUGUUUUUUGAUAAAAUAUAAUAAAAGAUAAUGAAUAAACAGUUGAAAACUGGAAUGUUAUAUGCUACUCUCAUUAUCUGGACAAUGAAGAGAUUUGUUUGUAUAUAAUAAAGUUAGCGUGGAACACACGAUCAUUAUAUAAAACGAGUCAAUAGCCCGUGAAAAAUUGUUUGAAAUGUAUUGGAUCGUGUAUCUUUGACAAAAGGUUGCAGGUUUUUUGAUGACGGUUGAUACCUGUUUAUUCCGAAACAGAUUUAGGGACCCCCAGGUUUGGAAAACUUGCCCAAAUUGUCCCAGGUGGUCCCUAGUUACCUACGCAGUGAAAAAUGGCUGACGUCACCACCUCGAUUCCAAGUUAUUUGGCCUAAAAGUUUUAGGUGCACUGUAAUGACUUCACUAAUUUAAUAUAGCGAAGUUUAACAUUUGAGACAUGACAUUUUCGGCGACAUCAAAGGAAAAUGAACACAUCCACUUUGCCUGUCACAGACACACACACUCUCUGUAUUAUUAUAAAAGAAGAUUGACAAACAUUUUUCUUAAUAACUUAAUAUCUUUGUGCAAUUUAAAUUAAAAGCUGAGUAUAAACAAAACAUUUUAAUGACCAAUCACACAUUUAUACAUGUGGAGUUAUGAAGCAUAUGCAACGGAAUCUAAUAACUUUUCUUCCUUCUAUAGCAAUUUCAACCAUUCAAAUGUCAACUGAAAUUAUCCAACGUUGUACUGAAGCAUUUUCGUUUUUAAUGCAUUUUAAAGGGAAAGUAAAAAUGUGCGAAACAUAAAAUUAGCAAAAAUAGUACAUGUUUUUUUAUAAGCAACCGAGUUGCUAACGUCUCGGCCUCAAAUUUGGCUUAAAAAUUAAAUAACUUUUUAGCAACACCUUAGGCCUACAGAAAAACUGCACUAAGCAACUUACUGAGAAACAGAUGAAAUAGACAAACAAAUAUCGAUUUUCAUCAUACCAGAUAAAAAUAACUUGGAAUCCCAUACCAGCAGAAGAGGAAAAUGGUUAUGUGGUUGGAUAUAAGAUCAAAUACGUUCUUGUACGUCAAGCAGAUAUAGACGUGACAGUAGGUGAGACGCCAUCAGUCAAACAAGUUGAUCGUUUUACAUUCUCUGCGUAUAUAGAUGACUUAUCCCCUUACUCGAUGUAUAAAUUUGAAAUCUUUGCGUUUGCUAAAGAAGGAGAUGGCCCAGCUUUCACAUUUACAGCUGAAACAUGCAGAUGUCCUCAAAACAUUUAUGCGAAUUUCUAUAGCUUGAAACCAUACAUUUAUCAUGAUAAAAGCAAAGGCAGGGACACUCAAGGUUUUUUUCCCCAGCUAUUAACAACCAUAUUGAAAAACGUAUGCACGAAUUGCAAAGCAUACACUAUUCCAAAAAUUUACUUUGAUCGAACAGUAACUGGUCAUUCUGCAGAGAAACUGAAGUCACAACACAUGAAAGAAGACAUCGGAUCAACAGUGCAGUUAAGCAUGCCCGUCUAUGGCAAAUUUGCAAUAAGGAGAUACGCUGGUAUCUAUCCAUACAUAGGUAUUGUAAAAACACAAGGAAGUGCAGCUAUUAUGUACGAUCAAAAGGUGAGAAGAUAUCAGAUGAAAGACUUGUUAAGAAAUGUAGUUGCAUCAUGGACAACCGUUGCAAUAAUGGUACUGUUGUCCAUAAUAUGUGGAUGGUUACUAUGGUUUACUGAACAAUCUUCUUCCGCGAGUGAUUUAACGUUGGAUAACUGUUGGAGAGGAGCUUUACAAGGAAUGUGGAUGGCAUUUAUAACGAUGGGAACUGUGGGAUAUGGCGAUUACAAUCCGAGUACGAACGCAUCAAAGGCUUUAUUGAUAUACUGGACAUUGCUUGGCCUAAUCAUGACCAGUAUUUUUAUUGCAUCGAUUUCAACAAAUUUGGUGUCGAGCAAUUUACAACAAGAAGUUAUAUUAUAUGGUGUUCAAGUUGCUGUUAUUCCUGGGACUGCAGAGUAUAGUUUAGCUGUUGCACGAAACGCAAAGAUAUACAACGUAAGUCGACCGAUAGAUGUAUUGGAAGCUGUCAGCAAAGACAUUGUUCCGAUUGGUCUGCUCGAUGCAUACACAGCAACUAGUUACAGUGACCACCUAAAGAAAAUGACUCUUACUGUAAAGAAAAUAUUUGACACAAACAGUGGAUAUGGAACAGUGUUGUCGGGAGGCUUGGAAAGCCUUGAAGACGAUGUUCGCAGUUAUGUUGACGCAAAUCAGGGGAGCAUUAGUGCGUUCAUUAGCAGUCAGACAGAUGUUUUAAAACCCAAUGCGACCCUCAUAAAGACUGAAUUUAUUCCAAAGGAUGAAUUGAUUGACUUCUCAAUUUUGUUGUGCUAUGUUUUUCUUGGUAUGUGUGUCCUUGGAACUUUUGUAUGGUUGUGUUGCCUUAAAAGAAGAGGAAAGAAAAAAAUUCAACCUAUAGCUUCAAGGGAUGAAAUAGUUAAGAACGAAUUAACACAAGAUAUAAAUGACUUUGCGCACAAUUUUAAAAGUCGUGUAGAGAAGAUGGAUGAAAAACAUUCCAGUGAACUUUCUCGUCUGCAAGUCUUACGAACAAACUUUAUGCGACUUAUGAAAAGACAUGGCCAUACAGAAAAAGAAGUGAAUGAUCGAUUUGAUGCAAUACGAAAAAAGAGCGUGAAAAAAAUUAGAAAACAUCGCAAAAGAUUAAAAUAUUUAGAAACAAGCAUUUAAUUAUACACGCCAAUGAAUGUGAAAAAAUAUACAUUGUUAGAUUGUAUGAUUUUUACGAUGAUUCUGACGAUGGUAAAACGACCGUUGGUCUGCUGAUAAUGCACUUUUAUAUAUUUACUUAUUUAUUUAUUUGUUUAUAUUCACCUUUUUAUAUAAUUUUAUCUUUUUUUCACUACAAUUUGUUAGCAUACACAUUUUUAUAAGCAUUAAUUUCUUUUCAUUUUAAUAAAUAUAUACGAUUAAAAAAAUACCAGUGUUUAUUUUUCUUUGCAAUCCUUAUUUGGAAUAACACCAACAAUCAAUGAUAUUACCUAUAAUCCAGAUAUGUUGCAACAGAGCUUUAAGCUAAUCUCAAUUAUCUUUUAUCCAAAAAAAGGGAAGUAAAUCUAAGUGUGAGAACUACCGACCCAUAUCUCUUUUUUGUUUACCUGAAAAAAGUUUCGAAGGUGUCAUUGCCUCGAUUCUUGACAAGCAUGUUUAUAGUAAUAAACUGCUAAGCAGAGAUCAAUGGGGUUUCAGAAUAGGUAUUUUGGCAUGGAGGUAUAUAUCUUUAUAUCGUAAAAAGCCGCGAUAUACAAUAUCAUUCUAACUUUUAUUUUAGCCACACUUUGGGGGAACAAUGCGCGAGCCGUAAAAAAGCGACUUGUGAUUUUUGUGCUGUGGACCCACAUGCUCACUCACGCAAGGAAAUUAAUAUA